AUGGCUGCAUCAGGUUUGCCUUCAUUCACAGGGGAUGCGGGUCUGUGGCUUGCCCAGGUGGAGUCGCAUUUUGCCAAACAUGCCGUUCAUCCACAGCAGCAGUUGCAUCUGCUAUACUCGAGUUUGCCUUCCCGACUCACCACAUCGGUCAGGGAUCUCAUAAUCAGUCCCCACCCUGACGCCACAUACGCGUCAGUAAAAGCCGAAAACCUCCGCCUCAACAGGCAGUCGGAGGAGAGUCAAUUCAAUGAGCUGAUGGCCGACGAACAGUUGGGGGACAGGACUCCAUCCCAGUUCCUGUGCCACCUAAGGGAGCUAAGCGGAAAUGCAGCAGACGCUCCACUCUUAUGGAAGAUAUUCUUCUCCAGGUUGCCUGCCCACAUGCAGACAAUGUUGGCCACGGCACUGGAGUCUGUGUCAGUAGACCAGAUUGCCACGAUGGCCGACAAAAUAUUAGAAUUUUCGGGACCAUCUCCAUCGCGAGGCCUGUAUGCAUGUACAGAGCCCCCUCCGACACCUUCUCCGACGAAAAAUUCAUUAGCUGAGAAAAUCGAUGCGCUUACGCAGCGAAUCGAUGAUCUGUGCCGUGCGAUUGGGCACCGACCUCGCAGUCGUAGUCGCAGUGGCUCUGUUUCCCGUAGUCGGUGUGACUCUGCUUCUCGUUCCAGCUGGUGCUGGUACCAUUCAAAGUAUGCCGAAAAGGCAGAACGGUGUACCCAGCCUGGCACUUUCCAGCCCUCGGGAAACUAA
Octopus sinensis (East Asian common octopus) is the source of this 750-nucleotide messenger RNA. RefSeq lists its product as uncharacterized. The transcript has a single exon. The record is from RefSeq and is a predicted model, not a curated record. The coding region runs from base 1 to 750 and encodes 249 amino acids. Lineage: Eukaryota; Metazoa; Mollusca; Cephalopoda; Octopoda; Octopodidae.